Molecule: messenger RNA, 968 nt
Organism: Syzygium oleosum
Lineage: Eukaryota; Viridiplantae; Streptophyta; Magnoliopsida; Myrtales; Myrtaceae
Exons: 2
Coding region: 163-657 (164 amino acids)
Biological process (GO): regulation of systemic acquired resistance
Source: RefSeq, a predicted model, not a curated record
AUUACACGAGAAUUCGAAACUUUGUCGCGUUUUAAAAAUAGGGUUUAUAAAAUAGUGUCGAAGGUCACCAAGAACCAGUCAUCAAGGAAAUGCAUGCCGUAAAUAAAAUGUAAAUGAAAGAUUUCGGAACGACCUCGUGUUUUAUGGUCAGAGCAAGGGAACAUGGUUUACGACCAUUUGCAUCUUCUGCAUAAUAUGAGCUAUCUUGCAGAGAGAUCGACGAGGACGGAAAUGGAAUCGGAGAAGCAGAAGACGCAGAGGGAGAGGGAGAGAGACGGCGCGGACGGUCCCAAGAAGAAGGCGAGAGUGGUGGAAGCGCGGGAAGACGUCGAGGUGGAGGAGCCGCCGAGCGAGGCCGAGGUGGAGGAGUUCUUCGCGAUCGUGCGGCGGAUGCACGUGGCGGUGAAGUACUUCGGCCAGAAAGCGAAUGGGGUCGGCGGGAAGCCGCCGGGGAAGUGGAGAGCCGCCCUGGAGGCGGAGGACGUCGUGGUGGUUGCGGCGGACGAAGCCGGGGAAGUCCUCGACGACAAGGAAAGUGUGAAGAAGGCGGCGGCAGCGGCGGCGGCGGCGGCGACGACUCCGGCUCCGGAGGGAGUGGCGGAGGUAAAUGGGGUCUUUGACCUGAACAGCGCUCCGGAAGAGGGAUGCGCCGAUUAGGGACGGCGGUUGUUCUCUCGUCCAAGUGGUGGUGCCACGUGUCGGCCUGAGGCGGGAAGCUGUAAGCUAGAUGGCAAAACAGGUACAGCUCAGGUUGUUUCUUUGUUUGUUUUUUUUUUUUUUGAAUUUUUGUAACCUGUUAGUUUCUUUUCUUCUCGAAUGGAAUGAAAAGUUUAGGUGAUUCCCUAGUGCUGCGGUCCGUUCAUGUAAAUUAAUUAUUUGCCAUUCGCGAAGUUCUACAAAAUUUUGGAAGAAGGAAGGCAAGAAUCGAUUAAUGACAUUUAUAUAUAUAGCAAGUGACGUUGGUGGGA